Molecule: messenger RNA, 6661 nt
Organism: Drosophila ficusphila
Lineage: Eukaryota; Metazoa; Arthropoda; Insecta; Diptera; Drosophilidae
Gene: Ca-beta
Product: voltage-dependent L-type calcium channel subunit beta-2
Exons: 12
Coding region: 421-3198 (925 amino acids)
Biological process (GO): calcium ion transmembrane transport; regulation of voltage-gated calcium channel activity; chemical synaptic transmission
Cellular component (GO): voltage-gated calcium channel complex
Molecular function (GO): protein binding; high voltage-gated calcium channel activity
Source: RefSeq, a predicted model, not a curated record
UCUAGUGCGGUCGGUCGGUUGUUUUUGCUAUUCGUCUCCGCCGCGAACCGCUCGAAACUGCUCCACAUUUCCUUAGCCAAAGUGGAUCACGCACUCGAAUCGUCCAUAUAGCUCCCGAUAUCUGUGCAUAUAAGUUCCAGCAGUGCUGUCAUCGCAGGAUGGCGUUAACCGCAUCCAAAUCGCUGCCAUGUGUCGGGCUCUAAAAGUUCCCCCCAUUGUGACCCCAUUCGUUGUGGUUCUUGGCCAUUUGACGAUUAGUGGCCAUAACGCCUGAGUGUUUGUUUAUUUUGCUGCGCGACCGCACAAAACGAUUCCAAAAAUGAUUGCAUAAUUGACAAUUCGGGGGGACAACAACACACACUGCGGUUUCGAUUCCUUUUCGUACUUAUUGUGAUUCCAUUUCCGAGCUGAGAUUCCACCAUGAAGAAGCUGCAUCUGGGGGCCAAGCACAAGGGCAAGUCCUACAAGCCCUUCAGGAACAAGAACCGUCGGGUGAAAUCGACCCGAAGAACAACCCCUCCCCCAGCAUCAUCAUCGGCACCAGAAUCGCACCAUCUGGUGGUGCUGUGGUUGCUGCUGUUGUCAUCGCACCGGUUCGUCGGAAACAUCGGCAAGAUAUCUUCGUUCGAAGAAGACUACCGGGCUGACAGGCCCAUGGUGCAGCGAGCCUCCUCCUCGGAUGCACCCUCCGUUCAGGGUGGCCAACAUCGAGAGUCUCGAUUUGGCCUUGGAUACCCCUCCUACCAGAGUGGAUACAACAAACUAUUCACACAGGGUUCUGCCGACUCGAACUACUCACAACCGUCAUCCGAUCUGUCGCUAGACGAGGAAAAGGAAUCGCUUCGGCGAGAAAAGGAACGUCAGGCCUUAAGCCAGUUGGAUAAAGCGAGGAGCAAACCAGUGGCGUUCGCUGUGCGAACCAACGUAGCAUACGAUGGCGCGAUCGACGACGACUCGCCGGUGCAGGGCGGAGCAGUUUCGUUCGAGAUCCGGGAGUUCCUGCACAUCAAGGAGAAGUACGACAAUAACUGGUGGAUCGGCCGGCUGGUCAAGGAGGGCUGUGAUGUGGGCUUCAUACCCAGCCCCGCUAAGCUAGACAACAUUCGCAUGCAGAACCAAACCAGACCCUCAAGACUGUAUGGCACAAAGGGCUCGUCGAGCGGGAAUCUUGGUGCGGGCGGACAAGCAGGUGCGGAGCCAUCUCGAGGUAGCACACCCCCCACACCUGGUGACGAAUCAGAUUCCAUGGGACCAGGACGACAUGGCAAGGCCGCGGCGGCGGCGGCCAACAAGGAGAAGCGCAAGCCGUUCUUCAAGAAACAGGAGACGGCCAGUCCCUACGACGUGGUGCCCUCGAUGAGGCCCGUCGUCCUGGUGGGGCCCAGUCUCAAGGGCUACGAGGUCACGGACAUGAUGCAGAAGGCCCUCUUCGACUUCCUGAAACACCGCUUCGAGGGCCGGAUCAUCAUCACCCGCGUGAUGGCCGACAUCUCGCUGGCCAAGCGCUCCAUCAUGAACAACCCCUCGAAGCGGGCCAUCAUGGAGCGGUCGUCCAGCCGGAGCGACUGCCUCGGCAAGGUCCAGGAGGAGAUCGAGCGCAUCUUCGAGCUGGCCCGCUCCCUCCAGCUGGUCGUGCUCGAUUGUGAUACAAUCAAUCAUCCGUCACAACUAGCGAAAACUUCAUUAGCGCCAACAAUAGUGUACUUAAAGAUUAGUAGUAGUAAGGUUUUACAGCGUUUGAUCAAAUCACGUGGCAAGUCGCAGGCGAAAAACCUCUCCGUUCAAAUGGUCGCCGCCGAGAAACUAGCCCAAUGUCCACCGGAUAUGUUCGAUGUAAUCCUAGACGAGAAUCAGCUGGAAGACGCCUGCGAUCACAUUGCCGAGUACUUGGAGACCUACUGGAAGGCCACCCACCCGGACAUACGAGCAGUACCGCCCAUCGCCCGCCCCCUGCCGCAGGAGGCCUCGCCCUCCGCGGAUCCUGCGCGUCUGGGUCCAACGCCACCAGUAGAUGGCGAGGAGUUUAUCGAUGAGCAGGAUCCCAGGAUGGGCAUUUCCGGCGGAGAGCGCGAGGGCAGUCGGGAGAGAGAUCGCGAUAGCAGGGAGAGGGAGCGGGAGCGCGAAAGGGAACGGGAUUACUGGGAUCGGGAGUUCAACCGCGAUCGCAGCUCCAAGGAUCGAGAGAGGGACCUCGAGUGGGAGAGGGAGAGGGCUCGCGAGUGGGAGAGAGAGCGGGAACGAGAUUGGGAUAGGGAGUUCGAUUGGGACCAAGGAGGAACCUCUUACCAGCACAGCCGCCGACAACCGACCUCGGUGCGCCACCAGGAGCGCGGCGGCGGAGUGGGCGCCGGCGGAGGGGGCGGCGGCUACGAGCGGGAACGGGAGCGGGAGCGGUACGAGCGGCGCGAGCGGGACCUCAUGCACUACGAUCUGAACAGCGACGAGCUGCUGGACGAGCGCAACUUUGAGUAUCCGGCGAUGCGGAGCGGUCCCAGCGGUGCUUCCCAUCACGGCCAUCUGUCCAGAGGUGGCCGCCUACUAGACGAUCAGGACUUCGAGAGGGAGGAGGCCCAGAUGAGGAUGAGCAGCUCCCGCUACGGACCCUCCACGCGGAUCGAUGACCCCAGGGACUUGCCACGGGGAGCCACCGUUGUCGAUCGCGAUGAAUACAGUCCGCACAGAGGUGGUGGGAGUAGUAGGAGAAUGCUUAAUGCCAUGUCUAGACCCUUGGGCCUGCCCCGCCAAUCAUCACUGCCCACUAAUAGAGCACCCGUGUCCUACCUGCCACGUCAGUCCUCUCUGGGGACCCACUGGCUGUCCUCCACCUCGCAGGGUUCCCUCGACCCGGUGCCCCAAUCUCGCCGAGAGCUUUAUCCACUGCUGCACCAGCCGCAGUCGUAUCAACAGCCCCGAACCCAUUACACCACCACCUCCACCCACUCGUACCCCAAUCCUCCACAGCACCAGGUUGCGAGUCAUUCGCGUUCCCAAUCCCAGUCGCAAUCCCAAUCUCAAUCGCAAUCGCAGUAUCGAUACUCCGUGCAGGACACGUCCUUUAACCACCCACCAAGAUCCCUGCGCGAUGAGUUCCUCAGUCCCACCAUGAGCAAGGUCGAGGCCGUCACCCAUGCCAUUCGCAACAAGAUCAUCGUGGAGGAGGACGAGGAGGAUAUCCUGAGCACGGAUCGGUUCUAUUGAAGAGAUUUCAGUCGCCACCCCGCGUCGAUUAGGUUUUUUGGGAGCAGUACGAGUACAGUGCAGCAAAUGCAGCAGUGCCAAAAGCAAGAAUACACUACACAUUUGUAAAUGUUCCAUUCGAUGAUCAGAUCAGUUCAGUAGCCACACACACACACAAACAGAAACACACAGAUACACACACACACACAAAGUAGCCGGUUAAAGUUGAAGGGAGCGUUUAAAGUGGCGGUUAGAGCAAACGUUAAAGCAAACCAAAAACCAAAAACCAAAAAGGAGAGCAGCCCAAUGCCAAGUGGGGCCUUAUGUGUCUUAAAUGCUAUAGCUAAGUGUAAUCAGAUUUUAUUUGGGUAAUGUGAAUUUAAAUUAAAUGGUCUAAGCCUAAGAGUUAAGCUAGUCGUCAGUUGGGAAAAUUAAAGGUUAAUGCGAGUCCGCAGCCACCCAACAGAGUUUGUUGGUCCCGUAUUUGUUAUGCAAUCGAUUGACUAAGUACAUAAAUAAGUGUCAGCUUUAAUAAUUUAGUGAACGUGUCUUAAUCUAAGUCGAGCCAUACCAACACACACACAAAAACACUUAAACACACCCACACCAACACACAAUCAGUUGACUGUGAACCGAUUGAAAUCUCUUUAAUCUCAAAUCGAUACCCUUUUCUCGCAUCCAUCCUGUUUCUUCCUCUACGCAGAACCGAAAUCUUCACACUCUCUUCAGCAUAUCUACUAGGAAUUCUUCUAGUUGAAAAUAUAAGUGAGAUAGGACUGCGUUUCAAAUUCAAAUAACAAGUAAUUUACGAGAUGAAUUUCAUACUUUUUAAACUUUUAAAAAGUUUAAUUAUUCUACAAACAUUUUCGAAGGACUUAACUUAGUAUCUAUAUUUGGUGACUGAUAACAAAUUGUAUCUUCCAGAUUUAGUUGUCUACUUAGGAACUUUAGUUCGACACGUAAAGUAUAUCUAAUAAUACCGAAUAGUUCCUUGUAAACACAUCCAAUAACCUGACUUACCUUUUCGAGUCCUUUGAGAACUUUCAUCAACUUCCUUUUAAGCUUGUAUGAAACGCACUGUCUUGCCACCAAAUGCAUGAGUAGAUCUUCCUCUUCCAACAGCAAUACUUUCGACCUAGAUACCUUGUCACACCAUAUCAUGCCACACACCUGCCAAAGCGCACAGUUCGCGAUUGCAUCUCGAAAUCGAAGUUGGAUUUGGACUUGCAAGUCGCGAACAGGCCUCCAAUCUGGAUGGGGAUCACCAUAAAGAUCUCUUCGAUGAUCCAGAUUUAGGUAUAGCGAUUUAAAUUACCAGUGCCUUAUGAACCAUCAAAUCGAAUUACACAACAGCACUCCACACCGAAAAUUCUCCAUUUCCCCGCCCAAAACCAAAAAAAGAAAAGAGAACCAUCAUUACCCGCUAAAGUCGAAUGCGUCAAAAUUAUUGUUCAAGUAUUGUAAGUACCUUACACGUAAUGUCGAGAUGAGAAACGUUGAUCUGGCCCAUUCCGAACGAGCACUCCUUUUACAAUUCCAACCACCAUGCUAACAUGCUAAAUUUGUCGAUCAUUAGUUGUCGAACUGAGCUAGCGCCCAACAAUGAUGAACCGCACUGCAUUCAAAUCGAUCGCCACCUCGAAGUAAGCGUUGAGAUGUAUAGUUAGUUGAUCUGUAAGCACACCCACAGAACCCACAUCCUGCUGUCCCAGGACGAAGGAUAAUAAAAACCUCACGGGGAGUGUUUUACUUCCAGACGACGGACAGAGUUGAUAGAACGAUGCAGAGUAAAUGCAAAAAUCUAGUACUUUUUUAUAUAAGAAAUACAAGGUGAUAUAACUAAAUUUUGGAAAGCAAAUUUGAACAGCGCACGACAAAUACAGAUACCUAAAAGAAAUUGUUAGCAAAAUUCAGGAGGGGAAAUAGCGAGAGUCCUUUAAAGAAAGGUUUUGUUCCAAAUUACUCGGGAGAUAGAAUGUCUUCUCAUCAGAGGAAAUGGAUGGGGUGUUUGGCCAAGGCACUGGAGGCGCUUAAAUAUGAGGAACAACAAUUUAUAAAUAAACCAAAAGCAGCAUACGAUACGCAAGCACUUCUUGUAAAAAGUGGCAAACAAACAAAAAUGAUCUACGUAUUAGCUAAACCUAAAUGAAAUAUUACUUUUUAAUACUAGCAUAAAGUUUAAAAAAAACUAGAUACGAUCCUUCGCAGCUGAGGAGGCGACAAACGGAAUACUUAAGUUUAAAUGGUCAGUUGAUGAGAAUGUGUAUGUUAGAAUAUUGCACAUAAUUCACAGAACUGGUAAUUCAAUAUAUGAUAAUGGUAUAUAUUAAUAAAAAAAAGAUACACACAUUUAUAAAGGUGCAUAUACAUUUAUACAUGAAUAUGUAUGUUCUUACUAUAAUUAACAAAAUUUAAACCGAUACAAAUACAUCAGCCGGCAUUUUGUAAGCGUGGAAACCAAAAUAUGAACAAAAUAAUAUUGAGUAAAUAUAAUAGAUUAUCCCAGAUAUUGUUAGACACUUUCUGGCAACGGAAAGGCGAACUUUGCCAUGAAAAUUUCAUCAGAUCUGAUAGGAAUAUGUUGGAGAUAUUUUGUAAGAUGCCUUAAACUUCUCAACUCGAAUUCUUUGAAAGUUUCGGAAAAUUAAACUUGAUAAAUUCAUAUAUUCCAUUACAUAACCUUCUAGCAGAUGGACAAAAAGAAGUCCCAAAACAUUUUUGCAAAAAAAAGAACAGGUUUGCUUCUAAUAUAUAGGAAUUUUUUUGUAAUAAUCAAAACUUAUUUCCGAUUAAAAACCAAAUGAAAACAAAAAGAAAGCAAUUUAAAUUUGUUGACACUCUUAAAAACCAAAGAAAACACACACAUGCAAACAAAUUUUAUAGCGAGAAUACCGAAACUUUAAAAAAGAAUACGCCUAUAUAUUAUUAAAUUUAGCGGUAAUAACUUCUCUACUUUUCAAGCCACUUUGAUAAAAACAAACGGCAAACCUUAUUUUUUUAGCCUAAAUCCCUUAUUAAACUGGAAGAGAAAGUGGAAAUAUUGACGCACGCCUGAGAAUUUCCCAUUGAAUAUAUUAUGAUUAACCAAACACCGUUUACCCCAGAGAAAUAAACACGAACUAAUUGUGGAAAUAUCAACCCAGAAUCCAAAUUUAUAUAGAUAUUUUAUACAUGCAAAACAUAUACAUAUUGUAAAAAAAAUGAGAAAACAGUAACUAAAAUCCAAUCAGCAAUUUUUAAGAAUUGUGUGUAAAUAGUUUAUGAUAUUUCAAUUUGUUAUCAAAACAUUUUGUUACGAACUUUGUAAUAUUCCUCUUGUUUAACGAUAUGGACGAUCUUCUGCAAUCUCCUAGGCCAUGUUUAGUUGAUUUUGUUUUCAUUUUCCGCAUUCAAAUGUUGUUCACAAUAUGUUUUUGGAAAAUACGUAGUUAAAUGAAAGCUAAAUUGCAAAUAAAAGCAAAUACAAUAAAAAUAUUGAAAAUAA